CGUGUAGCGAUAGUAAGCACUAAAGCUGGCAUCAUUGUCUAGUGCAAACAGCUGUUUAUUAUAAAUAAAAACAAAUCUAAAUGUGUUGCUUGCGCGGUAAAAAUUAGAGUUUAUUUUAUUAAUUACACUAUAUUAAUAAACCAAGCGUGCUUCUGAAAAGUUUUGAUUAAGAAUACGAAAUUGAUUGAAAUGAAUUGUAUUUUGAGCAUGUUUUAAUUAGUAUUUUGUCCUCAGUGCCUAAGUUGCAGCAGCUAAAUAUCAAAGUUUUAUUUAGAUUUAUAAACAAAACAAUGCGUUUUCGUCGAUGUUUUGCUCAUUGCCCUCGUGGCGCCGUCGUAUACCCAUUUCCACCAAAAACUGAUGUAGCCAGGCGGGAUCUCUGGAUACGACAAUUUGGUGAAAAACCAGAGAACUUUAAACAGAAACAUUUGUACGCAUGCCGGCGGCAUUUCAGCUCAUAUAUGACGUAUGGUAGACUGCUGCGAAAGAAUGCCUAUCCUGAUGUAAAUUUGUAUCCAUACGACAGUGAGAAUCCCUACACACAAAGAUACAGCUAUUACAAACCUGGUGUGAGACCCGAUCCGAUUUGGCAUGAUAAUCUCGAUGAUACAGUGGCGGUGCCACCGAAAGAUUGUGGCGAUGACCUAGAAUACAUACCCUUAGAAUAUAUAGUACCACUUUCCAAUGAACUUUCUCACACCGAGGACAGCAGCAGCAGUGACAAUGAUGAAGACCAACAAAAGCAAAUAGCUACACAAACACCAAACCAAGAUGAUGAAAAAAUCAAUCGUAAGCGAAAGUGCAUACUAGGCUGUGGCGGUAAGCGUUCACUACACAGUUUGCCAUCUAUCGAAAACGAGUUGGAAAGACGUGAAAAAUGGCUGUACCAGCUAGGCAAGGAUCCAGCAUUAUGCAAAAAGAAACGCAUUUAUGUUUGUGAUCUACACUUCGACAUACAUAUGGUGGGAAAAUCACAUUUAAUACGCGGUGCAUUUCCGAAUAAAAAUUUGCCGCCACCGCUAAUAAAAUCAAUACCAGAGGAAUUGGAGGCGCAAACAGAGUGCCUGCAAAAGUGUUCAGACUAUAAGCGAAAGUUCAAAUUUCCAACGCUCGAUCGUAAAAGGCGCGAGGAGUGGCUAUUAAAAUUUGGGCGUAGUCCUGCGUUCUACACGCAUGACAUCUACGCGUGCGAUCGUCAUUUUAGUGAUGAAAUGAGAGUUGGCCCCUAUUUACAACCGCACGCCAUACCAGAUCAAAAUUUGACGCUCAGAAUAUUGGAAGAGGAUAAUACUAGUAAUUAUGUGAUCAAAACUUGGUCGCUAGAAAGAUUACAAGCUUUAGCGAAUGUUACGACGACAGCAGCAGCUGAUGCAACAACAACUACAGCAAGUACAGUGAUUUCGCCAACCGAUACAAUAACUGCUGCAACAACUGCAACGAUUUCACCAUAUUUUACCGCAACAACAACUGAUACACCACCUCAAAUUACAGCGCAAACGCCAACAAGUGAACAAUCAGCACAAAUUGAGAACAUUCUUGGCCAACUAAAAAUGACCGUUACGUCAACGGCUAAUCAGAAAGCACAAUCAGCAGUAGAAUAUGUCAAAAUGCAAACAUUAGGUGUAUUCAUGCAACAUAAAGAUGGUUAUGUGGUGCCAAUGAGACAAAUUUUAAAUGCAGUUGAUCCCUUAGACUGCAGCGCAUAUCAGCUAAUGGACUAUGUUAAAACGAUUGAACCCCAACUAAAUAUAAAAGUGUAUUCAAUACCAAAAGAGAUCUACGAAGGCAUUAGUGAGCUUAGUGAAGUUGAUACUAGCUUGCCACCAAGUCCCACGUAUAAUAACGCGACAGUUGAAGAGGUUGACGAAGAUGCCCGAAUAUACAACACAAAGCGAAAUAAUUAUGAUUCAGGCUACAACACGGCGAAAAAGGUGAAAUUUACGCAAGCGUAUGAUGAACAACAAAAUAACGGCGAUUUAUGGUUGCAUUCAGACAACUACGAAUGCAGCAACAGUUUAGAGAAUGCGCAGAUAUACAACAUCAAACGAAAUAAUUAUAAUCCAGGCUACAACACGGCGAAAACGGUGACAUUUACGCAAGCAUUUGAUGAACAGCAAAAUAACGAGAAUUUUUGGAGACGUGCAGACAACUACUAUUGCCACAAAAAUAAUGCUGACGUGUUGAACAACUUUAGUGCCAACGGUGUAACCGAAGCAAGUGCUGAAUUCGCCGUAACGGAAGAUCCGAUAUUAGAGCAACUGGCCGAAACUUAUCCUACAGAAAGUUUUUCGCUAACGCUGGGCAAAAAUAAUAGAUUAGUCAAAUAUGGCAACGAAACAGGCAGCGUAAGUAAAGCUGAAAACGUAAUAAUACCUGACGAGCCAAAAGCUGCUGGCAAGUUGUUAAGACAAAAGAUAACGGAAACCGUUAAUAAGCGCCUAAUAACGGUACAACCAACACAAUUAAAAGCAGCAACCGUUAAAAACGCGGUAAUACAGGAACAAAUGAAACCGCAACCGCAACAACAACAACAACAACAUAGUAAAAAUUCUCUAACAAGGGCGGUAGCUUUGGCCGAGAGUUGGCAGCAAGUGGUGCAGACCAUGCAAAAAGAGGUGACUACUAACGGCACUUAUGUAACAAGCAUGCAGAAGCCGCCAGAUGCCAUUGCGCUGGCGGCCAGAAAGUUAGUGGAGGAAAUAAAGCAAGCUGGUGAAAGGGAAAAAAUAAGCAUAGACCAAAAAAGAAUUGCUGGCAAUUUGACGGGUGCCAGCCUAAUUGGAAAACCAAUAAUAACGCACAUAGCAAAUAGCGCGCAAAGUGCAUGUGGCCUCGCCACAACACAAGUGCCAACAAAAAUAUUUAAUAAAGAAGAUCCGAAUGCUUUCAAAAUCACCAGCGUGGAGAUAAUAAACGGCAAACAACCGUUUAUUGCUGUAGGCAAUUCAAAUUUGAAAGUAACGCCUGCAACUCAGAACGAUGCGCAUCGCGCAAAAAUAACAAGCGUAGAAAUAAUAAACAGCAAACAGCCAAUGCACGCAGCUAACGGAAAUAUAGUAACAUUUUCGGAAAAGAGCACACCACAAAUUCUACCAAAUCGAACAGAAAUUAUGCAAACGAUGCAUAGACCGACAGCAGCCAAAGCCACUAGCACUACAACAGCAUUUGCCACAACCACAACACCAUUUGCCAUUGCUACAAGUGCCGCGCACGCGCAACCCGAACCAAUGAGUGAUACAAUCGAGAAAUUGUUGUCCAAAGCAAAGCAGAUUUUGAAUACAAAAAACACUGCAGCGCCUGUAAACAACAACAAACUUAUGUUAUAUAACACGCUGGACGUUGAUGACGACGAUUUGCUGAAGUAUAGUGAAACAGAAAUAAACUUUCCGCCAGUAACCACAACUCAGCAUGACGAAGAUAACGAUGUGGAGCCCUAUUGUGUUUUGAAAUGCGCCUAUUCCCGCAAACUCUACGAAUUUCCUACACCCGACGCACAGACUUUCCAGCGUCAUUUUUGGUUUCUACAACUCGGCUUGGAUAUAGCGGCCGAUUGGCGUAAACCGCUGUAUAUUUGCGAGAAACACUUCGAUGACACAAUGUUGUUGCCACCGGAUAAUACGCUUAAUGAGUACGCGUAUCCAUGCCAGUCGCUAAUGCGGCAACUAAAUAAACCCACAACAACUGUUGGCACACAAACGUGCCAUAGCGCCGUGGAGUAUAGACAGAAGUUGUUCGAUCAAAUAGCGAAUUUGCAGGAGACGUUGCGCCAACAGAAAAUGGAAAAGAAACGCGUUAAGGUUUUGAUACGUCUAAAGCAGGAGGCGGCGCGGUUAGUAGCCGAAAUUGAGGAGGCGAAAAAUGCGCCGAAACUGUUAACUAUUUAUAAUAAAUAAUAAUUAUUGUAUGGAAUACUUGUAUAAUGUAUGCUAUAGUAUAUGUAAGUGUAUAAAACUGGUUUUUACCUAAAUUUAGUUUUAGCUAUCAUUAAAAUUAAUAAAUAAAAACUAUUCUUUAUAAAUUUAGGCCCAAGGCGUUUAAAUUUAAGCAUGUAUCUGAAAAAAUGCUUGACUAUUACGUGUAGCAAAAUAUUUUUUUUAUAAUAAAAACUUUGAAAGCACAUAUUAAUAUAUUAAAAAAAAAUAUUUUUAUUAAAAAAAAUUUCGAAGAUUAAAAAAUUCUAUUUUCUUAUUUUUCCGCUAUAUUCAUUACAUAUAUACCGCCUGCUAUUAAUUUUUCUAUAAAUUUUUUAAACUUUUUAAAUUAUACGAAGAUUAAAAAAAAUAAAAAUUCUAUUUUCUUAUUUUCGCACCAUAUAUUUAUUCCUAAUAUUUCGCUUCCUGUUGAUUUUUAUAAUUAUUUAAAGCUUUUCAAAUUUUUUGAAGAUUAAAAAAUUAUAUUUGCUUACUUUUGGCAAUAUAUCGAAACCCAAUACCCAAUUGCUAUUUAUUUUAGAAAUUUUUUAAAACUUUUCAAAUUGCUCGAAGAUUAAAAUUUUAUAUUUUCUUGCCACUUGCACUAUAUCCAAGCCUACAUAAAUAUGUACAUAUGUAUGUAUGUAAUAUUGCGGUUGCUUUUGAUUUGCAUAAUUUUUUAAGAUUAUAAAUUGUUUCGCACAUUAAGAAAACUCUUAUUAUGUCGUUUCUCACCUAACAUACAUAUAUUCAGACUGCUUUUGGUAUUUCUAAUUUUUUAAACUUUUUUUGAAUUUUUCGAAAAUUAAAAAAUUGUAUUUUUUAUUUUUUGCCUAUAUCUUGAUUGUAAAAUUCUAUUUUCUAAUAUUCUGAUUACUAUUGAUUUUUAUAAUGUUUCAAAGCUUUUCAAAUUUUUCGAAAAUUAAAAAAUUAUAGUUUCUUACUUUUUGCACUAUAUCCAAACCUAAUAUUCCGAUUGCUGUUGAUUUUAAUAAUUUUUUAAAGCUUUAUAAAUUUCUCGAAGAUGUUAUUCGAUAUUUUCUUAUUCUUCCGCUAUAUUCAUUCCUAGUAUUGCAAUUGCUAUUGAUUUUUAUAAUGUUUCAAAGCUUUUAAAAUUUUUCGAAGAAUAAAAAA
Molecule: messenger RNA, 5045 nt
Organism: Bactrocera oleae (olive fruit fly)
Lineage: Eukaryota; Metazoa; Arthropoda; Insecta; Diptera; Tephritidae
Source: RefSeq, a predicted model, not a curated record